ACGCCGCUCCUGGGGAGCUGGACGGUGCAGCGGGUUGCGCGGCGGGCUGCGCGUGGCGUCAUGCUGUCGCCCGAGGCAGAGCGGGUGCUGCGGUACCUGGUGGAAGUGGAGGAGCUCGCCGAGCAGGUCCUGUCGGACAAGCGGCAGAUUGUGGACCUGGACACUAAGAGGAAUCAAAACCGAGAGGGCCUGAGGGCCCUACAGAAGGACCUCAGCCCUUCUGAAGAUGUGAUGGUUUGCUUUGGGAGUAUGUUUAUCAGAAUCCCUCAUCACCAGACGAAGGAGAUGAUCGAGAAAGAUCAAGACCACCUGGAUAAAGAAAUAGAAAAACUUCGGAACCAACUUAAAGUGAAGGUUAACCGCCUCUUUGAGGCUCAAGGCAAACCAGAGCUGAAAGGUUUUAACCUGAACCCCCUCAACCAGGACGAGCUUAAAGCCCUCAAGAUUAUCUUGAAAGGAUGAGACUCAAGCAGCAAGAUGGGGGUCCUAGGACCAGCAUCCCCCUGUGGUUACAGAGGACUCAGGACAUUCCAGCUUUAAGAUCCACAAGGAUAGGAUUGAUUAACCCUACAAGGGAGAGAGCAUCUGGAAUGUGGCUCCUAUACAGCAUCUCCUUCUGUAAUGCGUGGCUGCUUUGUGACGGCUGGAGAGAAUCUCUGCCUGGCGUGGCCACCAGAGCUCAGUAGACACAAGACCUAUUGACAGUCCUGGCAGCUGCCAGUAGGUGUGUGGGGGUGUGAGGAGAACCGCAGCCGGCACUUCUCGACAGUGGCCUACUGUUCAGAUGGCUCUGGCCUGAGGAGGAGGGUGGAACAGGAGCCUCGUUCCAGCUGUGUGCUGCGCUGAGAGGCAUUUCAGGCAGCAUGUGUAAUGGAACUGGAAUAAAGCAGACUGGCAGGUGA
This is a messenger RNA of Jaculus jaculus (lesser Egyptian jerboa), 902 nucleotides long. RefSeq names its product p53 and DNA damage regulated 1 (gene Pdrg1). The transcript has 5 exons. Lineage: Eukaryota; Metazoa; Chordata; Mammalia; Rodentia; Dipodidae. The record is from RefSeq and is a predicted model, not a curated record. The coding region runs from base 61 to 462 and encodes 133 amino acids.